GUGGGGCUCAUCGGACUUCAGUUGCACCGUUUAUUAUUCAUAAUCGUUCCAUACCGGUCAUGUCUCUAUGCUACUGUCCGCAGAAGAUGCUAGAUGUCUCUAGGACGUGUUUCAUUUCAGGUCCUGCAAAUACCACAUUCAUGCAAAGACGUAUGCUAGAUUCUAAUCACUGCCGAGGUCUACCGGCGUUGUUGACUACGUAGUCAUGUACGUUGUCGACAACCCAUGCUAGAGAGGGGCAUAGUGAUGUCUUUCCAGCCAAACAAACUUCCCCCCGCACCGAUUCUCAUCGUCGACUUGUCCACAACAAGAAUCUAACAAAGUUUUCUGUCUCCACUCUAUGAGCUCAAGCUCCGUUCCUAGAUUAUGAUGAUUAUCAAUCCUGCUUUGGAGACUACCCGUCGUGGGUACCUCAAAAGAAGUCUUAAGCCCCUCUCAGUUCCUUCCAAGAUAUCAAUUGAACAUUUCCAUAUCAUAUAUACCCCCUUCCACAAUAUAUAAACGUACUUUCCAUCAAAACAACAUAUCCAAAAUGCCAUCAAACAUUGCAAUCGUCGUUCAAAAGCCUGGAGAGGCCAAGGCAGUUGAGGCCUCGAUCCCAAAACUUAGAGAUGACUACAUCUUGGUCAGGACCAAGGCUGUUGCUUUGAACCCAACUGACUGGAAACACAUCGAAUGGCUCACCAGCAACGGAGCUAGAAUCGGAUGUGACUACGCAGGUAUCGUUGAAGAGGUUGGAAGUGCAGUUACCAAGGACUUCAAGAAGGGUGAUCGCGUAUGCGGUUUCGCCCACGGAGGAAACGAGGUCAACCACGACGAUGGAGCUUUCGCAAACAUCAUCACCGUAAAGGGUGAUAACCAAAUCAAGAUCCCAGACAACCUCAGUUUCGAAGAAGCCGCUACCCUCGGUGUCGGAAUUACCACCGUCGGCCAAGGACUCUACCAAUCCCUCCAACUGCCCCUCCCCACCUCCCCCGCCUCCACCAAAUUCCCCAUCCUCAUCUACGGCGGCUCUACCGCCACUGGCGCCCUCGCCGUCCAAUACGCCAAACUCUCCGGCCUCCAAGUCAUCACCACUGCCUCCCCCCGCAACUUCGCCUACCUCGAAAGCCUCGGCGCCGACAAAGUCUUCGACUACAACUCGCCCACCUGCGCCCAAGACAUCAAAGAAUACACCCAAGACAACAUCAAACACGUCUUCGACUGCAUGUCCGAAGGCAGCAGUCCCCAAAUCAGCGUAUCAGCCAUGUCCUCCUCCGGCGGCGUCUACAGCACGCUCCUCCCCGUCCCCACCGAAGAAGUGCACAAGUACAACUCCAAGGUUGAAAACAAGGGCACCCUAGGCUACACCUGCCUGGGCGAGAAAUUCACCUUUGGCUCGACCGAAUUCCCCGCCAAGCCCGAGGAUUUCGAGUUCGCAAAGACUUUCUGGGAGAUGUCCCGAGGACUCUUAGCGGAUGGAAAGAUCAAGGCUCACAAGGUUUCCGUGAACAAGACGGGAGAGGGCUUCGAGGGUAUUCUGAGCGGAAUCCAGGCCGUGAAGGAGGGUAAGGUUAGUGGUGAGAAGUUGGUCUACACUUUGUAAAAUUAGGGACUUGGGAUGUAAAAACACUGUAAAGAAAAGAAUUUAGUAGUAUAGUUGUUAGCUCGCUUACCUAAAGCUGAGUAUAUUUAAAUUAUGAAAAGUUGGAUAUGCUUCAUGAAUACA
This is a messenger RNA of Botrytis cinerea B05.10, 1708 nucleotides long. RefSeq lists its product as hypothetical. The record is from RefSeq and is a predicted model, not a curated record. Bases 533 to 1585 code for a protein of 350 amino acids. The transcript has 3 exons. NCBI's taxonomy places the organism in Eukaryota, Fungi, Ascomycota, Leotiomycetes, Helotiales, Sclerotiniaceae. Gene Ontology annotation, molecular function: oxidoreductase activity, acting on NAD(P)H.